Molecule: messenger RNA, 1051 nt
Organism: Tuber aestivum (summer truffle)
Lineage: Eukaryota; Fungi; Ascomycota; Pezizomycetes; Pezizales; Tuberaceae
Source: the annotation of a GenBank genome assembly
AUGUCCGCAGUAACGGCCAGACGAUGGCUCCUCCGUCCGAAAGUUACACAUCUCCCGCCCUCCACCAUCACCAGCCAAUCCCGCAACAUGAACUGGUUUGGCUGGAGUAAAAAGCGUGAGGGGGCUCAAUCAAAACCGGCCGUCAACUCCAUCAGCGAACUUCUGAAGCAAUCACCGAAAACCAAAGCUGCAGCUGGAACCUAUGGCGGCCAGCGCGGUGGCCUCGCGGGAUCCUCCAUCUUCGGCGAUGGGUCUACCGAGGUCGCUGCUAGGGAGUCGGACAUGGGCGCCUUCUCGACCGUUCACAUCCGUGACCCGAAUCGUGAGCAUUGGGCGUGGCCGAAGCGAGCCACGGCCAGGGAGAUACGACGUCGUGGGCGAUUGACGAAGAGGGAAAUGCUACUACGGACGGAGAAGGAACACUUGGCCAAGUCGCAUAUGUUCAAGACUUCCGUGAAGAAGUUGGCACCGAUCGCUCGGCAGAUUCAGGGGAAGAAGAUUGAAGAUGCAAUUAUUCAAAUGAGAUUUUCGGCGAAGAAGGCCGCUAGGGAUGUUCUCGGGCAUUUGUAUGCUGCUAGGAACGAGUCCGUGGUUAGGAGGAGGAUGGAUCCGCAGCAGACGUAUAUUGAGCAGGCAUGGGUUGGGAGGGGGACGUUUGGACGGGAUCAGAAUCACAGGGCGCGUGGCAGGAUUGAUAUGCUUAGACUACCAUACACCAGUUUGUUUGCCCCGCUCGGCUCUAAAGCUUUCUUGUGAAUCAGGCGCUGACUGGGGGGAUUUUCUUCUUCAGGCAUUACUGUGGUUCUGAAGGAGCAGAUUACGAGAGAUAGGAUUGCGAAGGAGAAGAAAGAGAAGAGGUUACGGAAGAAGCCUUGGGAACAAUUACCUAGCAGGCCACUUGUCGGUCAGACACAGUACUAUAGAUGGUAGUAUCUGGCUCAACGUGUGGCAUUAUAUCUUCCAGCAUGACCGUACAAUGUAAUCAUAGACCAGUGUAAAAAAUAUUUAUAGCAUUACAAUAGCGGACGGGUUGUAGAAUCCUAGCCUUUGU